AUGGAAAAGACAAUAUCGAAUGAUUUAGAAAAAAACUUUUAUGUAAUCAAUUCAUUUGGUUUACCAAGUUGGGAAUUCACCAAAAGUGGGCAAAUUAUUAAAGAUAACCAUAAAAAGAGUUUACUAAAUAAAGAAACUGGUAAAUUGCAACGUAAUAGACGUGAAUUAAUAUAUAAAAGAUUCAAAAAUAAUGACAUGGUAAUACAUGGUAAAGAAUUUAAAAUAUUUGGAAGACUAGGUUUAUCAAAUUUUGGAGAAUAUGUUCUUGAAGAUGUAACUGAAUCUAGCACUAACAUUGAUGGAUUCUUUCCUCUAAACAGUUUUGUAAUUGUCAAAGGGAAAAGUAUAAAUUCAAAAACUUUUAAAGUGUCCGCAAUUGAAAAUCCACCUGUUGAAACAAUACAUGAUAUAAGAAAAAAAUGGGGAAACUUUGAUUUUUUGGGUCUUAAAAAUUUGUCUAGAAAUGAGGCAAAUUUAAAUCUAGAUGAGAAUUCACAUUUUGUCAUAAUAUCGGAUUUAUGGUUGGAUAAAGAAAAGAAACUAAGAUUAGGAAAAUAUACUUUUAAGACAUUCGUUAAUCUUCGUAGAAUAUUUGAAAGUUAUAAUAAAGAACAAGAUGAUGGGAAUGGAAAGAAUAGCAAGAUUCCGUUGGCAUUUAUAUUUAUUGGGGAUUUUUUUUCAGAACCAUUAAAUUAUAAGGAUCAAUACAAAAAACAAGUAGAAUAUGGAUUCAGAGAUUUGACAAGACUCAUCUUGAAAUAUCCAAUGAUAAAACAAUGUGGUUUCAUCUUUGUUCCAGGACCAAACGAUAACUUUGGUAAUAAGCCACUUCCAUAUUUUCCAAUCUUUGAAGAAUUUACUAAAUCUGUGUCUGAGAAACUUCCCAAUGCAAUUUUUACAACUAAUCCUUGCAGAAUUAGAAUUCUAAAUCAAGAUAUGGUGAUUUUUAGAUGUGAUCUAAUAGAGAAAAUUAAAAUUCAAGAAGAUGCGAAAAAGAUAAUUCGAAUGUUGUUAUGUCAAUCACACUUAUGUCCGGUUCCGGAUUAUAAACAACAAAUUCAUGUGGAUUUUGAUCAUGCUUUAUGGUUAUAUCCAGUUCCAGAUGUUCUUAUAACAGCUGAUCGAUAUUAUAAUUACAUGUUUGAUAUAAAUUUUGAAUCUCGACAUGAAAAAUUAAAACGAAAUCAAAAAAACACUACAAUGAAAUGUAGCUGUUUAAAUCCAGGAACAUUCAACGAAAAUAAUUUUAAAUAUAUG
This is a messenger RNA of Entrophospora sp. SA101, 1257 nucleotides long. The record is from the annotation of a GenBank genome assembly. NCBI's taxonomy places the organism in Eukaryota, Fungi, Glomeromycota, Glomeromycetes, Entrophosporales, Entrophosporaceae.